UUCUUCCUAAAAUUAUUGCAAAAGAAAAUCUGUUUGGAUGUGGAAAUAAUUUUUAGCUGUCAAAGUUAAACUAUAUCUUAUCUACCACCUAUUUUCUCUGCUAGAAUUUGGUACCAGGCUCCAUCCUUUAACCUCUAUUAAUUCCAUCUAGUCCUAUCAGAGGACUUCUCUCUUCAAUUUGCUUUGGUUUAUAGAUGAAUACAGAAAGUACCAAAGUAAUUUUCACCCUGCUUUCAGUUCACACCAUGUGCAUGACAAGACUAGCUGAGAAUUAUAAUUGUAGGAGAGUUUUCCAAAGUGUCAGCUCAAACAGAUGUCAACACAAAUGAGGUAUUAGGAAAGUUAAUGUUGAAAUCAAAGCAGCUGAUAUUUGUGUGUAUCUGUUUGUGUAUUGUAAGUAUCUUGUUGACCAGUAAUUGGAGGUUCACCAAGAAUAUAAGGUAAUGAAUGUUAAGUCCUGCAUGUUUUCUCUUAAUUUAGAGAUGAGCUGAAGUGCCAGGCUUUCUAUAAGCUUUGCACCAGAGAAAUUUUCUUCUGUUUCAAGUCAUACCCUGAUAAUCCAUUAGCAUAGUUCUUAAUAAGUACUCAUUUUUAGUCCUGAAUUUGUUCACAAUUCGUACAUGCAAAAUAAAUCAGUUUUGCUUCUGGCUCAAACAUACUGAUUUAUGAGUAUGUAAUGCUAACAUAAAUAGCCAUUGUUGACUAAUAGAUUAAUGCUGAACUACUUUUCUCCACUGUUUAAUAAAUGCUGAGCAGAUUUGGAUAAUUCAGCAGAUCUAGCUAGAUAGAGUGUUCUCUCAAAAGUGACUGGAGUAAUGAGUAUGUGUCCAAAGAUCAUAUUGUUUCACUUUGCUUUUUGUGAAGUUAUGUUCUUUUAGAGAAGGUUUAUGUCCAUAGAAAUUGAGAAAGAUUUCUUUCAGAGCAGAAUGAUUUCUGGAGCUGUGAGUAUGCCUUUCUUAUGCAGAUACCGUAAACAUUAGGUAUUUUCUUGAUUUUUCUUAGACAUCAAUAUAUCAAUAGCUAGUAUAAGCUUGAGCUCGCCCUUAGGUCCCCAACUAUCAGCCAUUUGUACUGGUACUGUUCGAGCUGUGGUGGCAUUCUUGCUAAAUGUAAAAAAGACCCUGCUGAAUUUUAGGACCUGAAAUUAAAGCUCCUUUCUUGUCUUUCUGUACCCAGGAUAUUAUAGGAAUAUGUUGCUGUGUGCACCACUUUCAGGAAAGCCACCAGCGGAAUUACACACUUCUUCCUUUGACUUUUUUCAGUUUUGCUUACUCUGCUGGCUGCAUUGUUUAGCCCUUUAUGUAACCUCCUCUCCUGUGCUUGCAUUCACCUGGCAGAUUUAGUGAUUGCUGUACAAGCAAGACUUUCAAAUACUGCGCUUUAGAGUACACCACAUUCUUGUGCACACACAAGAGUUUGUGAUGGGUGGCCCUCUCAAUCACACCUAGAAAAACACUCACACCUCUAAUAUAUAAUUUUGUAGAGUAUAAGCAUGUGUUACAUGUCAGAUGGAUUCAAUGCAGACAGGAUUAAGCAUGUAAAAACAAAAUACUCUGUAGUAGUAGAGUGACAAAAAAGCAGCCAAAAAGGGCUUAGCGCUUACUGUAAGGAGUCUGAGAGGUGCAUGUUGUUAGUCCUAAUGUUUAGCAUUUGUGAUUCAGCUCUUCAACUUGCUCUAGGAGUGACAAAAGGGAAAAGGAAACUUCACCUUGACCUCAGUAGUACAGCUUGAUCCCAUUGCUCCUGGAAGAAUCAUAGAACUGCUUUUCCUGUUCCUAUGAUACUUUCCUUAAAUUUAAAGAAGGUUUUGGCAGCCAAAUCACAUGACCCCACAGCAGAAGGGGGCUUUGCCUAGUAAGUGGCAUGCAUGAUUUUUAUUCUUUUGGGAAAAAAAUGGACACAGGCUUCCUGGUAGGCAGCCAGUGAGUGAAGUCAGGUGGAAUUUGCCUUCACUUGAUUAUAAUCAGCUUUGUCCCUUUGUUGAUGCCACCUCAGCCAUACGCUGUUGCCACCUUCUCAUCCUGACACUUACUGUCAUAAAGCUUAGUAGGCAAAAUAAACUGAGGCCAUAAUAACAUAUGGAAGUGUCUUGGCAAGAUAUGACUGGUCAUUUGAAGUGUUUUUCCUUUUUCUGUAGCUAGGAGAUGAAGUCAGAACUACAUGUCACUUCGUGUAUAGGGAUCACUAUUUUUAGACCAGCAGCAGGUCUUAGCCUCUGCAUGUAAUCCGCUCAGACAGAGCCACAUGAGGCAUCAAGGUUUGCACAAAGUGCCUGUGGAGCUAAGUCAUUGAUGUUGAGCAUAAGUUGAGUUUUGGAGGUGUGGAUGGUCAAAGCAUGGAAUUGUGUGAUAAUUUAAAGCUCAACAACUCAUGUCUGUUUAUGUCAACUUACGUUUCAGGCAUGGCAGAUUUGUGAUAACAGCUUUUUGUAAAACCAGAUCCCAGCUUACGUAGUUCUUAGUACAUUGGUGUUCUCUGUGCCAAGUGAGGGAGGUAUGAGGCUGUCCUGUUAACUGUGGCCAGAGUGACAGAGUUUGGAGUGUGCAUGUAUUGCAGACAGGAACCUCUGCAUGUUCUCAGCAGCCGGGGACAGUGCAUCUAGAGGGAAUCUUGAUAAAUCUAAGGGUUAUCAGGGCCCGUUCUGAAAAACAGCAGCUGAACUGCAUGUGUUUGAUGCUGCCAGUGAGAAGGUUUGCCUAGGAUGUCAUCCCUCAGCUAUACAUAGCAAACUCAAAGCUCCUUACAGAGAAACCUCUUACCAGUCACUUUCCACAAAUGGUGCAUAUACCUAAAGGUACUUAGUGAAAAUCCUUGAGAGGUAUUUAAUGCAAAAGCAGUUAGUGUCUCUGGUGUUUUUCGGAAGCCCCCACAUCACUAGCAGGGAGAAGUGCAGGCCAGCUACAGCACAGCACUUGGGCCAGUUACUCCUUUUGUCUCAACCAGACUGCCACCCCAAGAGCUUGCCAAGAUGUGUGACAUGGGGGGGCUUGACAACCUGAUUGCCAACACAGCCUAUCUGCAGGCAAGGAAGAGUGGAGAUGGAGACACCAAGGAGAUGCAAAAGAGACGUAAGAGCCUCUCACUGCCCAGGAUUGAUCAAUGCGGAGAGGUUAGGCAGUCUGUUGUUGCUGAUUAUGACAGCAUCUGUGAGCAGCAGCCCAUUGGCAAGAAAUUCUUCAGAGACUUCUUAGAGACAGUGCCAGAAUAUUUGGUAGCUAGGGACUUCCUGGAUGAGGUGUCAAACUGGGAGUUGGCAGAGGACAAUGUCAAGAGCAGUACCAUGGAGAAUAUGAUCACCAAUUUUCUUAAGGCGGGCUCCAAAAACUAUCUGGCUUUCAUGAGCUCUGACUUGGUCAGCAAAUGCCAGGCAGCUACUGCAAAAGAUUACGAGAAUGUCAUGCAGCUGGCCAAGGAGGAAACCAAGAUCUUCCUUAAAGGCAAGCCCUUCCAGGACUUCCAGACCAGCCCCUUGUAUGACAAAUUCCUACAAUGGAAAGUUUUUGAGAAGCAGCCGGUAACUGAGAAAUACUUCUAUGAGUUCCGAGUGCUGGGCAAAGGUGGCUUCGGAGAGGUUUGUGCCAUCCAGGUGAAAAAUACUGGUAAGAUGUAUGCCUGCAAGAAACUAGAUAAGAAAAGGUUGAAAAAGAAAGGUGGAGAGAAGAUGGCACUACUGGAGAAAGAGAUCCUGGAGAAGGUCAACAGCCCUUUCAUAGUCACACUAGCUUAUGCCUAUGAGAGCAAAAGCCAUCUGUGUCUUGUCAUGAGCCUCAUGAAUGGAGGGGAUCUGAAGUAUCACAUCUACAAUGUGGGAGAAAGGGGUUUGGACAUGAACAGGGUCAUCUAUUACUCAGCUCAGAUCACCUGUGGGAUUCUGCAUCUCCAUUCUAUCAAGAUUGUGUACAGGGACAUGAAACCAGAAAAUGUUCUCCUGGAUGAUAACGGUAAUUGCAGACUGUCUGAUCUUGGAUUGGCAGUGCAAGUCAAAGAGGGAAAAAGCAUCACGCAGAGGGCUGGGACAAAUGGUUACAUGGCUCCGGAAAUCCUGAAGGAAGAAGAUUACAGCUAUCCUGUGGACUGGUUUGCUAUGGGUUGUAGUAUUUAUGAGAUGGUUGCUGGGCGAACACCAUUCAAGGAUUUCAAAGAAAAGGUCGGUAAGGAUGAGGUUAAAAGAAGAACUCUGGAAGAUGAGGUGAAAUUUGAACAUGCCAACUUCACAGAGGAAGCAAAAGAUAUUUGCCGACUGUUUUUGGCUAAGAAAAGAGAGAAUCGUUUAGGAAGCAGAAAUGAAGAUGAUGACCCAAGAAGACAUAGUUUCUUCAAAACAAUAAAUUUCCACAGGCUAGAGGCAAACCUUAUUGACCCUCCAUUUGUGCCAGAUCCAUCAGUUGUCUAUGCCAAAGAUCUUGCAGACAUUGCUGACUUCUCUGAAAUACGAGGAAUUGAGUUUGAUGACAAAGAUAAGAAGUUCUUCAAAAAGUUUGCGACAGGUGCUGUCCCUAUAGCCUGGCAGGAAGAAAUUAUUGAAACGGGACUGUUUGAAGAACUGAAUGAUCCCAACAGAGUAGAUUCCGGGAGAUAUGCAAAUGGAGGUGAAGCUAAGUCAGGAGUUUGUUUGUUGUUGUAAAUAUCACAUCAGUAGCAAAAAGAGUAGAAACCACCUCAGAACUUUCCAUACUCUGACACUGUUUCAGAAAUUCAGUGCAUCUGUUUAAGAAGAACCAAUCAGUGUAAUAUGACAUUGACAGGCUGUGUAGGACCACCAGCUGUGUAGACUAUAUUACUUCCCUUUGCUCUAGCAAAGGGGAUAAUAUUUUUGUUUUAUUGGAGAUUUAUCAAGAUGAAGCAUAUUUCUCUAAGAAACUUAGAAUGUUAGAAAUUCUGAAAUACAAAAAGCAAUAAUAGAGUGAAGAGGCAACACCUUUUGAGAAUGAAUGACUACUAUUUUGAAUACAAUCAAUUGUUGGUUUUCUUUCUAUUUUCUUGUUAUUUCUACUAACAUUUCCUCUUUGUUCUACAGUUUUCAGGGAAGAUUUUUUUAAUUUUCAAGUAAUAUUCUCAGUUAGGCAAUGGAGCUCAUACAUCAUGUCAAACUUGGAAUCUUAUUGGUUAGCCAGUCUGUCUGUUUUCUUAAUUUCUGUUAGUUUUUGAAUGGCUUGAUUGUAAUAUGUUCAAACUGUCAUAAAAUGUAAAAGAAGGCUCUACAUAUUACUAGGAAAUAGGACCAACAGGAUCAAACUCUUUUCAAAGUUGAUUUUAGCAGAGUGAAGAUAAGA
Egretta garzetta (little egret) is the source of this 5273-nucleotide messenger RNA. It is a transcript of the gene GRK7, whose product is annotated as G protein-coupled receptor kinase 7. The record is from RefSeq and is a predicted model, not a curated record. Gene Ontology annotation, biological process: protein phosphorylation; signal transduction; regulation of signal transduction. Bases 2969 to 4624 code for a protein of 551 amino acids. Gene Ontology annotation, molecular function: rhodopsin kinase activity; ATP binding. Gene Ontology annotation, cellular component: cytoplasm. The transcript is spliced from 4 exons. NCBI's taxonomy places the organism in Eukaryota, Metazoa, Chordata, Aves, Pelecaniformes, Ardeidae.